Molecule: messenger RNA, 4005 nt
Organism: Torulaspora globosa
Lineage: Eukaryota; Fungi; Ascomycota; Saccharomycetes; Saccharomycetales; Saccharomycetaceae
Gene: SRB8
Product: Srb8p
Exons: 1
Coding region: 1-4005 (1334 amino acids)
Biological process (GO): regulation of transcription by RNA polymerase II
Cellular component (GO): mediator complex
Molecular function (GO): transcription coregulator activity
Source: RefSeq, a predicted model, not a curated record
AUGAGCCCCAGCAAGUAUAUUUUAACUCCACCGGAUGAUCUGCAUCCUUAUGUGCAGCCAAGUGAGGACCAGCUACGCCCAGAGUACCCAGAUUUCGAACCUUGGGAACAUAAAAAGGAGGAGGACCAGAUCCUGUUGAAUUUUGUCGCCAAAGGUUACUAUUCCACCUCUAAAGUGAACUUUGAAAGCAUAUCAGCACGCUCGUCACUGCCUGAAUCACUGCCAAAACUGUCAGAUCGACUGGCAGAUCAGUUCUCCCGAGUAUUACGCAUACGAGAGCAGGAAAUUAAUCGAAUUCCAGCUACCAAUGGCGGUUCUCAUGCCCCUUUUAGCGAUUUAAGUGGACCAGGCUUUCAACUGCCGAGUCGAGUUACUUUGACCGAACAUCGUCGGGAGAUUUGGUUACAAGAGUUAAGCUCACCAUACGUUUCACUGCCUAAACUGUCUAUGCAUAUCCCACAUGGCUUGAAACGACGCCAGAUACUGGAGCAAUGCUGUGCGAAACAAAUACCUUUGAAGAGAGCCAUAUGGCUAAUCAAAUGCUGCUACUCCAUGGAGUGGAAAGUGAGAAAUUCCAAACAGAGACUAACGGAAAAGGCAUCGGAUGUAGAUUUGCAAUUAACCAAAGAAUGGACUGAUAAUUUCGUUUACAUAUUGGAAAAGCUUAUUUUUGAAAUGGUGCAGUACGAUAAUGAUCCACUGCAAUUAAAACGUUGGAAAAGCGAAGUAGGGUACUUUUUGAAACUCCUUGGAAAUUGCUAUACCCUUCGUCUCAUAGACAAGGAAACGUUUCAUCACUGGUUAGUUGAAUUUGGUGCCAAAGUCAGAAACCUAGAGUUUCUUCCUCUGACGCUGCAUAUCCUAACAAUAUUUUGGGAUGAUAUAUGUCAGCCCACAGAAGACGUUAGAACGGCACCUCAGGGAGUCUUUCUUGUCUCUAAAGUCGCUGAAAUGCUUUUGAAUAAAUACCAUUCUAUUUCCCACAGCAAAUCAAUGAUAAAUGAUGAAAAAUACAUCAUCAAUGAUAUCAAGAAGAACGGAAUGAUCAAGAACUCACUUAAAUCCAUCAUCAGCUUGCUUAUUCGCAAGCUCUUCCAGAGCAGCUCUCUGGAAGCAUUUAUUUUCCCUAAUCCAAGUUGGGAUAUUUAUAAACCAAUUCUGGAGGAAGUAAUCGGUACUAUUUCAUCAAACGAGAAUUCUGAUGUUGCCAUCGAGGUUCGCAAAAAGCUGGAGCUUAUCAGUUACCGAAAUGAAUCAUUAGCACUGAAAAAUACUGGCCCCGCAAAACCUGCAGGCCGUGGUGAACAAUUAGAAGAUAUAUACAACAGUGGAUCCAUUUUGAAAUUAAACGCUGUUGAUGUUGAGCUAACUCAAAGAUUGGACGAUAAUCCGGUGGACUUUGAUUGGACAUCUUACCUAGAAAAGAAUAUGUUAAAUGUCACCGAGAUUCGGCAACUCGUUUUGUGGGCGAUACACCCAUCGAGAGCGACGCAUUACGAAGCCAAUCAACUUGUAGCCAAAAUAAUACUCCUUAAAGUUAACACUGUCGAUGUGUUCCAGGAGUAUGCUAUUGAGGACAUCAUUUGGUCGCUAGUAUUCCAAUUGGCAAAGCUAACAGAUCAAGAAAGGUCCAUGACCAUCGACCUUUCUUCGCUCUAUCGCUUACUAAAUUUGCUGAUAACUUAUGGAAUUUUAAAGGUCCCAACAUACAUCAGAAAGCUCAUAAGCUCCGGUAUUCUAUAUCUACCAGAGUCUAAUGAUAAGUUCAUGCAUUGCAAUGUGCUAAUAAACCUGAAGAUAUCUCCCCUGAUGAAGAAUCAGUACAAUCUGGUACUGAGAAACGUUAUGGAAUAUGAUGCCACCUUUUUCCUCGAGUACAACUUUGACCAAUUGGUGCAAAAGACAGAAGAAUUUAAAGAAGUCAUAUUAAACAAAAAUGAUGCGACAAAAACUGACUUUCCACUAAGCAUUAAAAUUAUGACUGCGGAGUGGUACUUGAACGCAUUGUGCUCCGGAAAUCCCUCUGCGGUUGAUAAAGUGACGUUAGUCAGAAACUUCCAAGUAUUUUGCUUCCACUUAGAUGCAUUUCACUACUUUUACAAAUGGAUUGAGUUUGUUGUUUAUCACCAAUUGCUUAGCAACAUUGAAGCUUUAGAAGCUUUGAUGGAUAUUCUGCUUUGCUACGGAAAGCUAUUCUCUCAAUUUAUCAAUGAUCAUAUUCUGUUCACGAAGACAUUCAUUUUCAUGUACACAAAGGUUCUCAAAAUCAAAGAUGGUAAUUCUUAUGCUGUAACUUCGCUCAUGCCUUUCUGGAGGUUCUUCAUGAAGAACUUCUCCGUGGCUUUGAAUAUUGACGAAGACUUGAGUAGCGAAUUCUCAGCUGUAUGUGAGGAAGAGAAAACCAAAGGUGAAAAGUUCAGCAAAAGCAAGCAACAAGCACUAGAUUUGUAUCAAGCAUUCAGCGCAACUGGCUCGAAGACGGCGACUUGGAGCUUUCCAGAAAUUUUCCAAACAAGCUUGCGAGGCUUCUUGAUAACCAAAAAUAAACCAAUUGAUCAAAAGCGUUAUAGAUAUGAUUUGCUAUUAUUAAUGAAUGCUGGAGUGAAAGACUACAACAAAUUCAUGGCAAUAUAUUUGAAAAAACGAAACUUCGAACAAGCAGAUCUCAUUUGCUUAGUUUCUGCUAAGCUUCUCAGUUUCGAACAAAUUCACAACGUCCUGGGCACAGAAAUUGUUCUGAGCUUAUUAUCGAUUGAGGCAUAUCAGUACGGGCUUCAUUUCGAAUAUCACAAAGAGCAAUUUAUCAGAAGUAACUUCAAAACAGUUUUAGCGGCUUGUCAAACAAACUUAUCUGAACAUUACACACUUUUGCUCAAUCUUCUUUUGAAAUUUGGUACCGACUCUAAAGUAGCAUCAAUAUCGAAUAAAGCGAUCGUUAUGAUGUUAAGCAACAAUCCCAGCAGUGCCAAUCACAUCAUGGAAGACCUUCUAUUUCAUGGCCCUAACAGGACAGACAGCAAUGAUGAUAGCACUCUUGAGGAGCACCACGGUUCAGAAAUAUACGAAAUGCUUAACUUUACUAAUCUAUGGAUAUUUCAAGCAUACACUAGCUACCAAGUUGAAGUUAUCAGCAGCACCGAUGCAACCCAGUUGGAGUCUUUUCUGUUUGACAUAAUAGAUAGAUCAGGCUCUAACUGUCUUUGUGCCAAUAUAUUUGACAAGAUAGCGAGUGCUAACACCAUGCUUUCAAUCAUAAACAUAUUUGAGCGCGAUUUCUUCCAAAAGUGUUUACUUAACCAACAUCCAAAUGACACUUACUCGAAUAUUGUGAUUGAAAUCAUAACAUCGCUAUCGCAGAAAUUCCAUAAUGAAGUCAAAAUAUCCGGUGAAAACUUCGAACUUUUACAGAAGGUUCUUGACCUUUACUCAGAGUUCGACGAAGAGUCGUUGAAACCUCACGAGUUUCAAUUCGAAAUCACGUUAAAAUUAUUAACGAUUCAUCAAGCAUCCGUUUUCCAUCAAGUAAUGUUAUCCAUGCAAAACCGAAACAUCACUCAGGCGGACAGGCUGAUAAACAGACUUUUUACAUUAUUUGAUGAGAUAAUUACCGACUUGAGAUUGAAGCUGAUGUUGUAUGAGAUUUUGAAUUCUUUAAAAUCUUACUGCAUCUACAUUUCGACCACUUCAACAGGUUUCGAAACACCAAAACGACUGUUAAGCUUGCCGCCAUUUCAAAUAUCAUCAUUUACCAAAAAUGGUUCUGCCAAAUUAGAGGACAACAAAGAGUUAAAGCUUGGUCUGGUAAUGGCCAAACCCGCACCCGAGGAUGAAAGUAAUCGAUGGUUCAUUUUUGAUAAAGAUGCAAAUGAAUACUCUUGCAAACUGCGAAAUAAGCCAUAUCACCUAAUCGCGAACUUUCAAACAGAGAGCACAAGUUGUUUUAACAACUCAUGUCUUAAUUUGAGUUUAUUUAACACCUGCUUUGAGAAGAAAAAUCCAAGCUAG